Dacryopinax primogenitus is the source of this 3401-nucleotide messenger RNA. RefSeq lists its product as uncharacterized. The transcript is spliced from 5 exons. Gene Ontology annotation, molecular function: protein tyrosine/serine/threonine phosphatase activity. The record is from RefSeq and is a predicted model, not a curated record. The coding region runs from base 14 to 2995 and encodes 993 amino acids. NCBI's taxonomy places the organism in Eukaryota, Fungi, Basidiomycota, Dacrymycetes, Dacrymycetales, Dacrymycetaceae. Gene Ontology annotation, biological process: protein dephosphorylation; nuclear DNA replication.
ACACAGCAUAUACAUGUCUAUCUCUGUCAGUGCAGAUAACGUCCCCAAACCCCCAUCACCUCCCCCAUCCCUCUUGGCAGCUAUCAACCCUGAUCUCCCCGUACACGGCGUCCAGUACCCUCCAGGAUUCCUCGAGAGCCUCCAGCUCAUCCACGACCGCCCUGCCCCCUUCGCUCCGAUAAGGGCUAUCAAUGGCGACCAGCUCGCCAUGCUCCGGCACAUCUCUGCGAUGUCAGAUGUGCCCGACUCUGUCCUCUUUCCCUACCUCCAUGGUCUUGACGGAGACAACGAAGCACAAAAACAGUUCUUCGCCCAGGACGCGAUGAUAUCCCGCGGUCCAAACUCUGCGCAUGUCACGUCCAUGCUUGUUCCGCGCUAUCGAGGACUGGUCUGUGUUGCCGUGGAGGAGCGCGAGAAGGAGAGUGAUUGGAUCGACGAAGACGACGACAGCCUGAUGGAGGAUUCUGACGACGAAUUCUACGACGAGGACGACGCCAUGUCCGACGAUGCUCCAGGCCAUGACAGCGAUAACAGCACGCCUCCAGACUCGGACGCCGUUCCUUCGCUGGACCACUCCCGCGAGGCAUCAGAAGAAUCGUCGACCUCAGCCAGCUCGUCCCCCAACACUGAUUCCCCUCCCGCAUCCGUCUUUGGUCAAAGCCUACCCUCACCUACGGGAAAUCUUGGACCUGAUGGCCAGAAGCUCAUUCCCGGGUCCAUCUCCCGCGGCGCUACGACUACCUUCACCUCUGCUAUCACACCGCUACUCACCUCAUCCUUCCGCGCUGCUAAUCUUCUUUUUGACCCCACCUCGGAUCAUCCAGAGUUCAUCGACCCUGGAGUUCCGGAUGGCAUCUCCCUACGAAACUUUGGCAUCCAAGUGGGCAAGUACGUCACUUUGGCUGAUAUCAUCGUCUACUCCGCGGGUGGUCUAACAAACUCCGCUAUCAACGCUGCCAAGCGCUUCAAACAUGCAAUUGAGAAGAAGGCGGCGGAUCGGCACCAGAGGUGGCCAAACGUCCCACUGGUUGCAUACAAUGUCUUCGUGGUCACUGACCCCUUCCAUGUCAUCGAGGAGAAGUACCCUCACCUGGUAGCUGUUGACCACCGCGGGCUGGUCAAGCAUAAGGUGGACUUCAUUGCGCGGGAGAAGGAAGAGAUGAGGAAUCUAACGAAGGCGUCUGAGAUUUCCCCGCAUGUCUGGCUUGGAAACACCAUGGAUGCACCAAUGCCCUUCCGUGCCACUUCGGCAGACCCAUUCGAUCCGACAGGAAACGACGGCCUGUGCGACAUCUGCAUCGAAUGCCACGAAGGUGUCCCAUUCCCAAGCUCUUCCCACAUCCGUCAAGCAGAAGAGCACCUGCGGAACCUCGACGAGAGAUGGGUACAGCACACAACUGCGACUUCUUCUCCGGGAAGGAAGCGCAUGAGCAGCCCACCGCUAAGCCCAAAAAGCCCUGUCAGCCCCACUACCUCUGCUAUUCUCGAGCUCAGCGAGCUGCAUUUCACUCGCUCCAAGAGUGGCCCACCAACACCGCUGAACCUGUCAGGUUCUACGUCUCCGUCUGACACACCUCGCGUUUGUCGUCGAGAACCAUCUCCGAAGCCUCGCCCUCCCCCGAACCCCAUGUCCGCUAUCCACCUUCUUUUCCCUUCUUCCCCCCCUUCCAACCAAACCACCCUUGUUCAGCUCAUGCCCUUCCUCGAGUUCCUCGAACGUGCCAUCAAUCCCGAAUGGAUGCCUUCCCCGCGGUAUGGCACUACCCGCCCCAGCGCUUCCGGCUCCAAGGGUCAUUUCCGUCCUUCCCGCCCUCUCAAAGUCCUUAUUUACUCUGCUGACGGCUACACCGAGUCGUCUUUCCUUGCCCUUUGCUGGCUGAUGCACCACCUAGAGCUCAGCCUUCCGGAGGCGUAUCUUGAACUACAAGUUGAGAAGCAUCGCAGUUUCUUUGUCUACACGAACGAACUUGGGGUACUCCGCCGCAUCGAGGCAAAGAUGGUGGAAGAACGUGCUCACGAGGCUGCCGCUACUGCCGCUGCCGCCUCAGAAGAGCAGCCCACAAUUCCUUCCCCGACUCCGCGUGAGGUGAGCGUCACGAGCUCAAGCUCGGGAAGCGCAGGGGGCAAAAAGUGGAGGCUUAGUGGUCAGUGGAGGACGAGGAGCCAGUCGAGCGCUGCACCAGUCCCGAGCAUCGCCCUAAUGAGCUCUUCUGCUCCCAACACUCCUCUCGACGCAGACCUUUUCAUGAUGCCAAAGCCGAAAACUGCUAAACGGGCCCGUGCAAGCACUUCCCCAAGCCUUCCUGGCUUCCCGGACCACCAAAUCUGGUUCGACGAUCCGCGCUUCGACGGCAGUUUCCCAAGCAGGGUCCUUCCAUUCCUGUAUCUUGGGAAUUUGAACCAUGCCUCCAACGCGUUCAUGUUGCAUGCCCUCGGCAUAACCCAUGUCGUCUCCGUUGGCGAAUGCGCAUUGGUGCCGCCGACCGGGCACGGCGAAAAUGGCACUGGGUUCAACCUUGUCUGUCCUGUCACCCACAGCCUUGCCGGCAGGGGCUCCCUCUGGAUGGAAGAACGCGAAGGGCGGAUCAAGGUUCUGGAUAUCAAGGGCGUGUGCGACGAUGGUAUCGACAGCUUGCGUCCGCAGAUCCGUCCGAUUGUGGAAUGGAUUGACAAAGCCCGGGACGAGGGCGGCAAGGUGCUUGUCCACUGCCGUGUUGGCGUCUCCCGGAGCGCGACCGUGACGAUUGCAUACGUUAUGAAGCAUUUGAAAUGCUCGCUUGUUGAGGCUUACCUCAUGGUUCGCUCGCGCAGGCUGAGCGUCCUUAUUCAGCCCAACAUGCGUCUUCUGUACAACCUCUGUGGAUGGGAAGUAGAGCUCGCACAAGACGAGAUUCGCGAGAACAACAUGCCCGAAACGCACGGCAUGGAAAGUAGGUUGAGUUGGCCCUACCUUGCUAAGGAGGUUCACACGCUCAACGAGCGCUACCUCUCGUGAGGCCCCAACUGCACCUUCGCCAUUCGGAAUAUGUCACAAUGCGGAUCGUUUCCGCAUUCACUGUGAAGAUACCUCCCGACAUGAAAGCCGUAAUCCUUCAUUGUCUGCAUGUUUGUAUGUGCUUUUAGUUUCUGAGUUCUUGUACUAUGUCUUCUUCGUCCGUCUCCUCUGCGCUCCUUGUACAUUAACGUUUCGAUCUCCCUCGUUGUUGCAUGUCUUGUCGGGUCUCGUUUGGGCCGUUUCUGUGCCGUGCUUGUCGGGGCUCGUCUUCCUGCCUCUGCUCGCCUCUCGACAACCAGAUUCCCCACAUGCCUUUCUCUGUCGUCCUUGAUAGGCAUUAUCUUGUGAGAGUAGUAUUCCCAUUGUAUUACCCAAAAACGAUUCGAUGAAUGCAAUCAUAUUACCC